AAGAGACUGUCAGGGACUAGGAGACAUGGACUAGGAGAGAGAGUCAGGGACUAGGAGACAGAGAUAGAGACUAAGAGACUGUCAGGGACUAGGAGACAGAGUCAGGGACUAGGAGACAGUCAGAGACUAGGAGACCCGGUCUGCCCCCCCCUCAACUGUGCCCCCUGGCAGACAGGUGAUGACAUCAUGAUGACAUUAUGAGCCGAUGGCGGCGUUCAGUGGAUGGGCUGGCGGCGCGGCGGCGGCAGCAGGACGAGUGUGAGCGAGCUCAGGAGGCUCUGAGUCGCGUCACUUCCUGUUUCCAGCAGCUGGCGGCCUCACUCGGCAGCUCGGCGGAUGGAAGCUUCCUGAGAGACGAGAUGGAUGAAACUAGAGGACUGGCCCACCGCAUCAGCACUGGUCUGUCCCGGCGCCUGGUGCGUCUGCUGUCAGACGGGGACUCUGGUACCUCAGGUGUGGAGGACCGAAAGGUGUCGGAGCGUCUUUGGGUUCUCUUCCUGUCGGCGUUAGAGAGUUUCCUGUAUGACCUCCGUAAGGCCUACGAUCUGAUUGGACAGUUCCCUCUGAGACAUCGCUACGACAGACGCUCGCUGGUUAACACAGGAUGUAUUGAUGGCGUGGUGGGCGUAGCAGCUCGAGUGGCUUCCGUCCAAGCACCAUGGCUCACCUUGGAGGAGGAGCCGAGCCCUGAUCUGACCAAUCACAUCACAGGACUGGAGAUCAUGCUGAGUGAGAUGCAACUCAGGGUUCCUGUCCCGUUCUGGUCUGUGGAGGCAACCCAGCCGGCGUGGGCCGAAGCUUGCGGUGAACUAGAAGAACCAGAUGACACCCUGGAGGACCUGAUGGAGGUCGAGGUUGUGUCCAACGACACCAGCAGCAGGAUGGUUGCCUGCUGCCAGCCGGCAUGCUGCGGAUUGGGCUUUGUCGGGUAG
Messenger RNA from Centropristis striata (black sea bass), 932 nucleotides. Its product is annotated as regulator of G-protein signaling 9-binding protein. Bases 198 to 932 code for a protein of 244 amino acids. Gene Ontology annotation, cellular component: neuron projection. NCBI's taxonomy places the organism in Eukaryota, Metazoa, Chordata, Actinopteri, Perciformes, Serranidae. The record is from RefSeq and is a predicted model, not a curated record. Gene Ontology annotation, biological process: G protein-coupled receptor signaling pathway. The transcript is spliced from 4 exons.